AUGGCCGCCGUCCCUCUUACCGCCUCCCCACAACUUCCCGAAGGGUUCUAUGCAAUCAACAACCAGUUUCUAUUGCGUGGGCCAAAAGGGUUUGAAGAGUUUAAGAUGCUUGAAGAGAACGAGGCCAUGUUCGCCAGGAUAGACUUUCCCGGCGUUCCAAAAGAUAACGUGCAGGUUACCCUUUUGGACUCGAAGAAAGCCGUGUUUAUCAACGCUACGGCACCAAUGGAUCAAGAACACGACUCUUACCGCAUCUACAUCACCCACGCCGGUCUCCUCUGCAAAUGCUGUGCGAUCUCCGGCUUCACCUCCGACAUGUCCGACGGUGUUUUGAGGCUUGUACUCUCCAAGACAAACAUCAGUCCACACCGCUCUUCCUCCAUUUCGUGUCUUGCUGGCUCAGGUUUCCGAGAAGAUCUCCGUAGCAAAGGUCCUCACAGAUAUCCCUAUGGCACGGAUCCCCAUGACCCGGCGCUCACGGGUCCGGAAUUGAAGCCACACCCAAAUGUGUUGGUAGGACCGAAUAUGGCUUAUGAGUCGAAGCAGCUCGAAAACGGCAGCCUACACGUGCGUUUAGACAUGCCAGGCGUUCCCGAAGACAGGUUCACUGUCUCCGUCAAGGAAGGGAGAGUGACCGUGACUGGUGAAGCUCUUGCCGCUAGCCACGACUCAGGAGGCCGUUUUUACUCUGGUGAUGUGGCUAUGCUCGCCUCUCCCGUCGACAUUCCUAGCCGUCCGAUCAAAACUAUCAUCAAGAACGGUGUGAUUCAACUUUUCAUCCCUCCGGUUUGA
Molecule: messenger RNA, 792 nt
Organism: Thlaspi arvense
Lineage: Eukaryota; Viridiplantae; Streptophyta; Magnoliopsida; Brassicales; Brassicaceae
Source: the annotation of a GenBank genome assembly